This is a messenger RNA of Suillus bovinus, 393 nucleotides long. RefSeq lists its product as uncharacterized. The record is from RefSeq and is a predicted model, not a curated record. Lineage: Eukaryota; Fungi; Basidiomycota; Agaricomycetes; Boletales; Suillaceae. The transcript has a single exon. The annotation marks the transcript as partial.
AUGACGACGGAUCAAGUUGACGCCCUCUUGGAAGCAUUCAAUCUUGUUGGCAUCUCAGCGUCAGAGUUCCUCGUUGAAUUGCUAACUAAUCCCCAUUACACCACCCACGAGAAUACAAUCAAUUUAAGAUCAUGCAGCCCGUGUAUUAUCAAGCUUCUCACAGGACACCCAGGAGCUUCUACAGGAGGUGCGCUGAAGUGGGCCAGUGAUAUCAUGAAACAUAGGUGUGCACUGGAGAUUCAAGAACUAUCAGCGAAGAAAUCCGGCUACCAUUUUUCAGUCUUGCAUGCAUCUGUAGAACAACUUGAAGAAUUUGACAUGGAAGAGUUAGGUGGAGGGAUGCUACAAUGCGCACCAUUCUUGUGGGAUAUGCUUGAUGUCCUUCUUUCGGCA